Melospiza melodia melodia is the source of this 1368-nucleotide messenger RNA. RefSeq names its product trafficking protein particle complex subunit 14-like. The record is from RefSeq and is a predicted model, not a curated record. NCBI's taxonomy places the organism in Eukaryota, Metazoa, Chordata, Aves, Passeriformes, Passerellidae. Gene Ontology annotation, cellular component: TRAPPII protein complex. Gene Ontology annotation, biological process: cilium assembly. The transcript has 10 exons. Gene Ontology annotation, molecular function: alpha-tubulin binding. Bases 188 to 1357 code for a protein of 389 amino acids.
UUGAUGACCCCAUCAUCUCCCAGGACGAGGUGAUUUUCCCCUCACCGUGGCCCUGGACCGGCUCCCGCCCGGCACCGCCAAGGCCAAGAUCGUGGUGACCGUGUGGCAGCGGGACACGGAGCCCCCGGAGCUGCAGGAGGGGACAGGGACAGGGACAGGGACAGGGACAGGGACGGGCCAGGUGACAAUGACAGGGACAGGGACAGGGCCAGGGGGGUACCUGAGGCUGCUCCAGGGCCGCGCCCCCGGCCAGGUGUUCCGGCAGCAGCACGGCGCCUUCAAGGCUCAAGUGUCCACGCUGCUGACGGUGCUGCCACCCCCCCGUGUCCGCUGCCGCCAGGUGACCGUGUCCGGAAAGUACCUGACCGUGCUCAAAGUGCUGAACGGCAGCUCGCAGGAGGAGCUCUCUCUCUGGGACGUGCAGGUGCUGCCCAAUUUCAACGCCAGUUACCUGCCCGUGAUGCCCGACGGCUCCGUGCUGCUCGUGGACGACGUCUGCCACCACUCCGGGGAGGUGCCCGUGGGCGCGUUCUGCCGCGUGCCCGGGUGCCACUCGCGGUGGCCGUGUCCCCUGAGCGCCCUGGAGGAGCAGAACUUCCUGUUCCAGCUGCAGGCGCCCGAGCGGCCGCCCCGCGACGCCAAGGAGGGCCUGGAGGUGCCGCUGGUGGCCGUGGUGCGCUGGUCGACGCCGAAGCUGCCGUUCACCAACAGCAUCGUCACCCACUACCGGCUGCCGAGCAUCCGCCUGGAGCGGCCGCGCUUCGUCAUGACGGCCACGUGCGAGUCGCCCGUGGUGGCCCUGCAGCGCUUCACCGUCACCUACACCCUGCUCAACGACCUGCAGGACUUCCUGGCCGUGCGGCUGGUGUGGACCCCCGAGGCCACCGCCGGGAAGGCCCGCGGCUCGCUGGACUCCGUGGUUUGCCACACGCCCCUGACCAACCUGGGCUACUCCCGCAAGGGCAGCGCCAGAACCUUCCGGGUGGCCUUCCAGGCGCUGCGGGCCGGGCUCUUCGAGCUGUCGCAGCACAUGAAGCUGAAGCUGCAGUUCACGGCCAGCGUGAGCGGCGCCCCGGCCGAGGCGCGCCCGCUGUCCCGCAGGAGCAGCCCCAGCUCCCCGGCCGUGCGCGAGCUCGUGGCCGGGCUCGGCCGCUCCCAGUCCUUCUCCCACCAGCAGCCGGCGCGCAGCCACCUCAUGAGGUCCGGCAGCGUCAUGGAGCGCAGGGCCAUCACGCCCCCGGUGGGGUCCCCCGUGGGCCGCCCCCUGUACCUGCCCGCGGGUGACAAAGCCGUGCUGGCCCUGGACAAGAUCGCCAAGAGGGAGUGCAAGGUGCUCGUGGUGCCACCCGUCCAGUGACAGCGGGGACA